AUGAUAUCCUUCUUCGAAUCUCUCUUCCGUGCACGGAGUCGGAAAAUAACUGCCAUUUUUCUUUCUCUUCUAUUUUUCAUUUACAAUUCAGCUCGUACCUCUUCUCAGCCAAAUUUUGAUGGGGUCGUAAUAGUCGAACCCUGGAAGGAUCCAGGCAUAUCAACUUCCACACCCUCACCCUCACCCUCAGCCAAGUUAGCCUCAACAUCACAAUCAUGUCCACCCACAAUAGCGGAUAAUGACUUCUCCCCUCUCACGAUUCGCUGUCGCAUUCAAUCUGCGCAGGCACAGGCUCAAUCUAGUCUAAAGUCCCAGUCUUCUACACCCAAAGAAGCAGUGACUGAGUAUAUCCGUCGCUAUCAGAGAAAUCCUCCGAAAGGAUUCGAAAAAUGGGUCCAAUUUGCGCUAGAUCAUGGAUCUAAGAUAAUCGAUGACUUCGAUCAAAUUGAUCGAGACCUACUGCCCUACCGUACACCUGAAGCCCAGCAAGUUUUCCGUGAACUGAGCGCGAAAAAAGUCGAUAGUCCUCGCACGCGGCGUGUCACUGUUGAAAAUGGAACAAUGACUGCAUCCAUAUGGUAUAUGUACGAUGAUGAAUGGAGGAGACUACUCGAGCCAUUUGUCGAUGCAUUACCAGAUGGUACUUUCUUCAUGAGCACGAUCGAUGAACCCAGAGUACUUACCAGCGGGCAAUCACAUCCGGAUACCGUUCGAUUCCAUGAUCGCCCUGGACAGUCUAUAGAGGAUCUGAUCACUGAAUCAUGCGCUCAGAUCCCACGCAAUCUUACUGGCCGUCUUGGUGUCGCCAAAGAUGUUUGCCAAGCUACUCAUCCAGGAGAACUACAUGCUCUCAUCUCAUCGCCAAGCAGCUUUUCCUAUACUUAUUCACUUGCUCCUCUCCUGAGCUUCGGGCGCAUGUCCGCCUUUCGAGAUAUCUUGAUUCCGUGUCCAUGUUAUCUUGCCCAUGCGUUUCCGGAUAUACAAGAUCCCGUUCCGUUCUUAGAAAAGAAGCCUGGUGUCUAUUGGCGCGGCUCUUCGACGGGUGGGAAGGCGACGCGCUUCAACUGGCAAUUCGGGCACCGGGAAAGAUUCGUGUCUUUUAUCCAGUCACUUCAGAAUACAGCCAAGACGCUCGAUGCAGGACAGUUCUUCGGGGCAAAUAUUGAUGCUUUGGAUAGAAAGCAGAUCAAGCUUUUCAAAGAUGUUUUCGAUGUGCAUAUGGGCGCGUAUAUCCAGUGCGAUGACGAAGCCUGUAAAGAUAUGGAGCGCACACUGGGUCCAGUGGAUAUUGAGCCUGAGGAUACGGCCACCCACUAUCGGUACCUCUUUGAUCUUGAUGGAAACAGUAUGAGUACUCGAUUCUAUCGUCUCCUGGCUCAGAAUGCUGUGGUACUAAAGCAAACUUGGUUUCACGAAUGGCACGAUGAUCGCCUGGUCCCGUGGGCUCACUAUAUUCCAGUGACUAUGACCAUGGAAGAGCUCCCUGCGGUCAUCAGUUUUCUCAUCAAUGAUCCCGCUGGUGAGUCUUUAUCUGCUGAGAUUGCUGAGGCUGGGUCCUCUUGGUCACGAGAAGUUCUCCGGGAGAUCGAUAUGUCGAUCUACGUUUACCGACUGUUACUUGAAAUGGCAGACUUAUACGGUCAAGAGGACUCCGACCUAGUUGAACAAUUCGACUCCGAAUAA
This is a messenger RNA of Penicillium malachiteum, 1683 nucleotides long. RefSeq lists its product as uncharacterized. Lineage: Eukaryota; Fungi; Ascomycota; Eurotiomycetes; Eurotiales; Aspergillaceae. The record is from RefSeq and is a predicted model, not a curated record. The transcript has a single exon. Bases 1 to 1683 code for a protein of 560 amino acids.